Molecule: messenger RNA, 2028 nt
Organism: Monosiga brevicollis MX1
Lineage: Eukaryota; Choanoflagellata; Craspedida; Salpingoecidae
Exons: 14
Coding region: 1-1488 (495 amino acids)
Cellular component (GO): cytoplasm
Molecular function (GO): protein binding
Source: RefSeq, a predicted model, not a curated record
AUGGCAGACCAAGGAGCUCUGGCGCUGCAUCGCGCCGCCUAUGAUGGUGACCUGCAGGCCCUUCAGACGGCGCUGCGGAAGAAGGACUGUGACGUGGACGCGCGCGACAAGCAUGGACACACGGCGCUCAUGCUGGCUGUCUAUCGUCAGCACGAGGCUGUGGCCGAGGCCUUGUUGGCUGCGGGUGCCGAGAUCGAUACCAAGACCAAGGACGGCUGGCCCGUGCUGUGCGAGGCCAUUGGCAUCGGAAACACGCCCAUUUUGUCGCGCCUACUGGAUGCGCAGGUGCAGCACGACUUGAGCGAGACCAAGGCAAAGUCGGAGGAGUUUCUGCAGGUGCUGGCCGCACGGCCCGACUUUCAGCUUCGCAUGCACUGGGACGUCCACUCUUGGGUGCCGCUGGUCUCCAAAAUGUUGCCACAAGAUGAGGUGACGCUGUACAAGCGCGGAUCAGAGCUGCGUCUCGAUACGCACUUGGCCAUCUCACCCUCAGGCAUUGGGCGUGGGGACAUGACAAUCAUCAUCCGCAAUGAUGGCCGUGAUGGCUUAAUGCUGUAUCAUUUGAAUCACGAGAAGCGCGGGUAUUAUCGCAAGCAGGUCUUUGACGUGGGUCACAUGACCCCAGAAAAGCGCGACAUGAUGCUGGAGGACUUGCAGACGACUGAGCAGGUGGACGUUUCAAUUGAUGUGGAUCAUGCCGUGUGCACUCGAGCGUUGUCUGGUAUUUAUGGCUUUCGCACCGAGCGACAGGAAACCAUUGGUGAAUAUGAGUGCGACGUGUAUGAUUUGACCCAGGUUGGCGUGGUGUCCAAGCACCGCGCCGAGCAUCUGACGCCAGAGUUGCGGGCGUGGCGCAAGGCGCUCAUUGCCCGCAUGAAAGCUGCGCAUGCUGCUGGUCGUCCAGCACAUGAGGGGCGCCGCAAUUCCAAGUGCUCGGCCGAUGGAGACGACGUGAGCCCAGAAGACGUGCCCUCUGAUUCAGCAGACAGUGAUGUGGACGAGGAUGCUUCCGCGCCGUUGGAUCAGGUGGCACGCACCAACCAUAAUGGGGAUGACGAAGAAGAGUAUCCGGACCCACCCUUGAGCUCGCUGCCUCGGCACGAGGCCCCCGCAAUCACGUUUGAUGAAUAUCAGGCCAGCGCCGACCCACCCUAUCUGGGUCGCCCCUUUACUACAAAGGACAAGCGCAAGAAUCAUCGGGCAACACUGUGGAUGCACCAAGGCUUUCCACUCACCAUCGAGCACCUGGUCACGCUGCUCGAGGCCGUGGCACCCACGGAUCCCAUGAUUCAUUCGAUGACCACCUUUCUGCAGCAACGCCUGCCCCCAGGCUUCCCCGUCAAGCUGGACAUCCCCGUCUUUCCGACCGUGUCGGCACGCGUCACUUUUCACCACUUUGAAGAGCGAGCGAUAGAGGCCGAGUUGUUCGCCAUUCCAAAGGAUUAUCGUCUAAUGGGUGUACGGGCGGUGGCGAGCUCGACAGCAUAAAAGCGUGCAAGGCCGCAUCGGGUGUCCAAUCCAGGUUGUUACGGAGUCUCAGCUUGUCGACCAGCCGUUUUUUUAAUAAUUUGGUCGACGGGAGCAUGGGGAUAAGGGGUCGGUGGGAAGGGAAUGGCGAGGUGCGAUACACGUUGCAAAAAAAAAAAAAAGGUCAAGCGUAAACUCAGGAGGCGUCAGGACCGCGGAGGCCGCGGGGCAAGAGAAUGGAAGAGGCGGCGCCUUGCGAUUCGUCCUGGGUGGGUGAUGAGGUGCGAUCAGAGGCAGCGCUCUGAGCUUGGCGCUGCAGGUCCAGCAUGUGCACCAAGGCUUGAUCAGCCAGCGUGGCAUCGCUAUCUGUGGCUUGACCCGCCUGCUUCUCUUCAAACAGACCGCCAAGGACAUGCAUUUCUACAGCAGGCAUGUCCGUUUUGUUGGACUCUGGACGCUGCUCCUGACCGGCAUCCUCAUCGUCCUGGCCGACCUCGUCCUCAUCGUCAUCGUUUUGGUCUUCAAUUUCUGGUUCACAGGCAGACGAGGGCACAGGUGCUU